UCUCUGUAGACGACACGAACGCUCUCAGCGGCGGUUCUUCUCCUCGCCGUCUCCUGCGGAACUUGGGGGACGUCGACGUCGUCGCCGACUUCCGUGCGACCGGACUCCGUGCAAGCUGAUCCUCCGGCUACACGCGACUCAGACGUCCGCAGUGGAUACCUUCUUCGAGCGGCUUUGGUUUUCUCUAUUUCACUUUAGUUUUCGGAGCUUCUUCCACUGUCCUUCCGACCCCCUGUCAUUUCACUGGAGUUGACAUCGGUGAAAACUCCAACUCGAGGGAGUUACGGAGGAGCGCCGCGGUUUGUCCUGGAAGGAGGAACUAUGGCGUAGUCCACACAGCGACCCAAGCGCCAAGCUUGCCCAUCGAGGGUCGGUGCUUCAAGAGCCAUGCACCGGAUAUCGAAGAUGUCACGUCACAAGUGGCCGCGGAUCAUCGUGGCCGCCUGGCUCGUCCACCUGGUGUCGGCCGAGUUAGGUGCGCUGUCGCAAGGCGACGGCAACGACAUCACGUCCUCGUCGUCCGGCGAAGGAGCCGACGACGUCGGCAACAGUUCGGCGGACGGCGCCUCCAUUUCUGGUCCCGGUGGCAGCAAGCGCAAGCUGCUCCUCUCUAGUCAGGUGUUCACCUUCCUCAAGGAGACGUCGUUCCUUCGUGUCGAGCCGACCUUCUGGCCUCUGCAGCAGACCAGGGAGGUCACCUUCUCGUUCAAAACCCAAAAGCCACAUGGACUUCUCUUCUACCACCUGCUGGAGGAGUCGUCCGACUUAGACAGCGUGCCAAACUACGAGCUCUAUGUCAUGCUCGAGAACGGCAGGCUCAAAAUCAUACACAUCCUCAACACUGAGGGCAACGAGAUCUUCUACGUCGGGAAAGGGCUGACCCGGGACCGAUGGCACACGGUGACGCUGCGCGUCACGCCCUCCGAAGGCGAGAUGCGAGUGCGCGUGGACCACGAGGAUCUGAACAUCAAGCUGUCGUCGUUGGUGCAUCGAGGAGGAUACGACAUCGGAUCCGAGACCACCUCGUCCUACCUCUACUUCGGCUCCAUCGAUCCGAAGAACUCCUCCGUGGACAUGCACUACAACACGGACAGCUUCUUCGGCUGCCUGGGGCGAGUCAGCUUCAGGUUGGAGAACGGCAGCGCCGUCGACGCCGCGCUCACGAUCGAGGAGGACGUGGUGAGGGACUGCGUCGACCUGUGCGACAAGUACGACUUCUGCCUCAACGGUGGUCGCUGUGUCAACCACUACAGCUAUUACGGAUGCGACUGCUACGGCACCCACUAUGAGGACCACAUGUGCGGAUACGACAAUCUGACGACGGUGACAUUGAGGGGCAACUCGUACAUCACGUACCGCAUAUACGAUUGGAAAGAUCGGGUCCACUCAGACUUCAACAGAAUCAGCAUGAUGUUCAGAAUAUACGUUCCCGAAGCGGUUCUUUUCCUGGCCACGGGUGAGCACGACCCUAAGAACACAGUAGCGGCCAGCAUAAGAGGUGGCGCUCUCUUCUUCAGCAUAGACUUCGGCCGGGGACUGCUGAACGUCACCAUGGGCUCGAAUCUGCACGACGAGAUGUGGCACAACUUCACAAUGAUCCACGACGGGAGCCAAGUCACCCUGUACAUGGACAAGAUGAUUCACACGCUUCGAAUCAGCGACAACAACUACUACCUGCACCUGGAUCCCGACAUCUACAUCGGAGGAGUGCCUCACGAGGCUCCAGGGCUGGUGACCGACCUCAAGUUCGUGGGCUGCUUCCGUGAGGUGUACUUCAACCGGGACAACUGCCUGCAGUCUCUGCGCAAGGGCGAGCCCAAGGCGCGCCACAACGGCAUCUUUCCGGUCGAGUACGGCUGCGCCCUGGUGGACACCAUCCCGCUCACGUUCCCGUUCGCCGAGUCACGGCUCACGCUGAACUUGCCUAGCAAGACGCGCCUCGACAUCUCCGUCGACUUCAAGACCCAGCAAAACGAAACCGUCAUCGCAUCUAGCCUGCUGCGCUCUGACAAGGGACAGGGAUUCUGGGAGAUUCGUCUGAAGAAAGGCACUGCCAUCUUCACCAUCGUUCCGGACGAGACGAACCCGUCGCACUACUGGUUCCUUAGCAAGGGCAAGCAGCUCACUGAUGGCCACUGGCAUCAGGUUGGCGUCAUUUUCGAGAACGAAAAUGUGGAGUUGACGAUCGACUUCAACCGGAAGCUGAAGGACACCUACCCCCGUCCCGUGGAGCUCGUCGGGCCGCUCGUGAUUGGAGGAUUCCCCAAGCAGCACGUUAUGGGCUUCGUGGGAUGCAUCCGGGACAUAUACGUGGAGAAGGAGUGGGUGGACCCUCGCAAGGUGGUCGGCACGGAGUACGCGCACGGCGAGGUCUCGCUGGAUAAUUGUCAGCUCAUCAACCCCUGCAACAACCCGAAUGCGUGCGAGCACGGCGGCCAGUGCUACCUGGACGGUUCACGCUUCAAGUGCAACUGCAACGGCACCGGAUACACGGGAAAGACGUGUCACUUCUCGACGUACAAGCGUACCUGCCAGGAACUGUUCCUGGUGGGCUAUCGAAAGUCCGGGACGUAUAAGAUCGACAUCGACCGCAACGGCCCGCUCCCGCCGGCACACGUCGAAUGUGACAUGCAGCGCCCCGACGGGUCCAUCGCAACGAAAGUCAACCACAACAUGCAGCGCGAAAUGGUCGUGAGGAAAUAUGGUCUGGAAGGCUUCUACAUGGACAUCACCUACCGAGAGUUCACGCCUGAGAUGCUGCAGUCCCUUAUUCAUGCAUCGAAGCAGUGCUACCAACACAUCACUUACGAGUGCUUCAAGGCUCCCCUUGGACUGGAGAGCUACACGUGGUUGGAGUCGUCGUCGGGCCGCCACUACGUGACGAGCAUCGGCAGCGGCCGACCCGCCUGGUGCCAGUGUGCCGAAACGCGAAGCUGCUCGAACGCUUCGCGCCUAUGCAACUGCGACGUGGCCGACGGCCGCUGGCGGCUUGACGAAGGCAUCUACGACCGACCCGAGGACCUGGGCAUCGUGCGCAUAUACAUGCUCCAGCCCAAAGGACUGGCCCACGACGCGGAAGCCCGGAUGACCCUGGGACCUCUCGAGUGCACCGAUACCAACACGCAGCAGUACGUGAUCACCUUCAAGACGGCGCCCUCGUACCUGGAGGUGCAGACCGGCUGGCGCCGAGGAGACCUGGCCUUCAGCUUCCGAACGUCUAGCAAGCGAGCCGUGGUCCUCUAUCAGGCGGCGCUGCACGAGAAGCACGGUUACCUGCUCGCCAUGAUCACCAGCGACUACGAGCUCUCGUUCGAGUACACGGUGAACGGCGAGCCCCGCAUCGUCAAGCUCCUGUCGCGCAGCCGCCUCAACACGGGUGAGUGGCAGCAGGUGUGGCUGGACCACGACACCCACCACAUGCGGUUCACCGUCAACCUGGACUCCGUCAUGGUCGACCUGGCGAAGGACGAAGGGGUCGGGCCCUUCGAAGGCCCUCUUUACAUCGGCGGCGCACCAAAGGACCUGCUUACGCAUCCGGACAUCACCGAAGGCUUCAUAGGGUGCUUUAGAGGACUGAUUAUCAACAAUCACGUUGUAAACCUUUACAACCACCUAAGUCGCAGGGUGCCGGACAUCGUGAUGGACUGCCAGCCGUCGUGCUCUUCGAACCCGUGCCAGAACGGCGCCACCUGUCACGAGAACUGGGGCUCUUACAACUGCGAGUGCGAGAACUCGCUCGCGCACAGCGGUUUCAACUGCGAGAACAAUCUGAACGAGAACUCGAUGACGUUCAUCACGUCGAGCUCGUGCUACCACCGGGCCACCCUGGGCAACGUGUCGGAUCCCGUUCUCGAACAGGACAUCCUGCUUAGCUUCCGCACCUACCAGUCUGAGGCCCUGCUCCUCUACUCGUUCAACCACCUCAACAACUUCGUGCAGCUGCACUUCGAGAAGCGCAAGCGCGUCGUCUUCACUUUCAACUCGCAGCGCUCCAUCGUGCAAGGCUUCGUCGAGGCGCCUGACUUGGCGACAGGCCGCAUCGUACAGGUGUUUGUGGACCGGCAUCCAGACCACACUAUCCUGCAGGUCAACGGGAACAAUGUCACCAUUCCCUACCCAAUGACUUUCCUCGACACUUACUACAAGGACCCGUGGGUCAAGGGAGAGGAACUCGAGCUUGUAAAACCAGCCAGAGGAACCUUCGAGAGUGUUCCCAACAGCCAGAUGUACUUGGGAGGCGUCGACUUCGUCGGAGCAACCACCAACCUGCCCGGUCUGGUCGGCUGUCUGCAGGGACUACGCAUCGGAACCACUCAGGUGGACCUUAUCAAAGAUGUCGCGAACCAAAAUGUCACCAAAGGACAAAUACGUCCCGGCUGUAAGAUGAUGUGCGACUCCAAGCCCUGUCAUCACAGCGGGCUCUGCAUCGAAGACUGGAAGAACAACCUGACGAGCUGCGACUGCUCUAUGACGUCAUACCAGGGAGAUAUCUGCCAGACCGAUAUCGGAGCCAGUUUUGACGGCAAGGCUUGGAUCGAAUACAUGUUCACACCCGAGUCGACGGGGCAGGACCGGAUAUCCAUUGCGUUGGCCUUCUCUACCAAGAUGAAGGCAAGCGUACGACAAGCGAUCCUGCUCGUACAGUACGCACAGAGCCAACACUAUGUGCUCGUGGCUGUGACGCCAGAAGGGGCGCUGCAGAUCCAAGAGAACCACGCGUCGGCGAAAGCCUUUCGUACAGUGUUCGGAAAGCAGAUGGGAAACUUCGCGGACGGCUUCAGGCACUGGCUGCUCUACCGGCGCAUCGAAAGCGACGCCCGAGUUGUGGUUGACGGCAAGGAGUACGUCCUCACCAGCACCACCCCUGACACGUCGGGACCCACGGUGGACAUCAGCUCCAGCCUCGUCAUCGUGGGCGGUACCAAGCGCGACCCGCGAUUUGGCGACUACGGCGACUUCCAGGGAUGCGUCUCCAACGUCGUCGUGGAACUGCGGACGCUCAAUAUUCGGCCACUGGAGACCUACUUCGGUUACCAGAAGGGGGCGCUGGAGAAGGUCAAGGUGUACGGCACGCUAAGAGAAGGAAGAUGCGCCGAGUUUGCGGCUAUCAUCGGGGACAAAACAGAGGCCAUCUUUAAACCUCCAGCGGUGAGCGUACCGGAGUGGCACAAGACGAACCCUGUCCUGGUUCCCUACAAGCACAACUCAUUCCAUCCUCAAGCAACCAAGCUCCUCUACGCCAAGGCAACCAGCACGCGGGUGGCAGUCAUCAUGGGUGUCGUGUUGAUCGUGGUGCUGAUCGGGGUGUUCCUCUACGCCUGGCGACUGCAGAAGCGUCACAAGCACCAGAAGUUGCGCGAGGACAUCUCUUACUUCCGCCAGGGAUCCACCUACAGUCCCGCACGGCCGACGCCCAGGCGCAAGGUCAACUCGCCCGUCAAAGCUGUCAGCUUCAGCAGGGUGAACAGCGAUUACCAGCCGGUGCCUCAGACAAAGAAUGAAGUGCUCUCGUCGACGCCUCGCAAGUCGCUGGAGAUCGUGAUACCAAAGUCUCUGCCUCUGGCCAACGCGACCCCACCGAAGCCUAUUCUGAACAACCGAAACUCGACCCCAGCAGUGUCGCCCAUCGUAAACGGCCUAGGUCAGCACAAGUCAAAGCGACCCGUAUCAACGGCUUCCCAGGAGCUUGAAUGGGAUCCUGCAGCCGAUAACGACCUUCUGGGUUCUUCGGAAUUGAGUGCCAUGGAUCUUGGAGAUGACGAAGACUUUCCCGAGACGCCCAGGAAGGCAGGCAAUGCAGAGACGAUGCCGUCAAACGCCUACACACUGGGAGCGUAUAGCGGUAGCUUGAUAUUCACCAACGCCCCCUACGACUCUCCGUCCGACUGAGGGAGGGAACGCGGCGCCGACUGGAGCGCUCCACGCGGGCACCUCGGCAAAAACAGUGGCUGCUAGCCCUCGUUAGGGUUAAGCCGGAUCCAUCGCCACAAGCAGUGCCGGGACGAUUUCGUCCCUCCUGAAAAAAAGAGUGUCGUGAAAUAGUGCCUCUGCUACGCUCACUUGUAGAGAACGGACUCUCAACGACCCAUCCUCCCGGUGUGCUCUAAUAGAAGUGUCGUUUCUUUGUAGAAGUCGAUAGCGCGUAUUACCAGUGACUCCGCAAACCAUCUCACGUUCGACCAAGGGACACUCUUCCCACAUCAGUGCUUGCUCGGCGUGAUUAUAAGGACUCAGAAUGUCACCUUUACGUGCGUCUGCUUUAGGUGGAACCGUAACUUGUGACAGGAGGCUCUUUCAAGGUGACGUGACUAUAUCUCCUUUCUCAAGCGCGCCUUUAGCGCAGUUCUUUUUUUUCCUAUGCAAUCACAAACCCCACCUAUUGGACUGAAGUGAGUCUGUGACGAAGCCAUUUCGCUUUCACUAUGUCCGUUGGACAGUUUGAUAUCCAACGGGAAAUGCCUGCAGCUCCAGGCAUGAAGAGGGCCUCCAACAAAUAACCAAAUCGACAGGCCUCCGUGCAGAACCAAAGAACAUUAGCUAUAGCAACUUCAUGACCGUGUUCCACAUGGGCCUUCAUGUUUCGCACCAUUGUGCCCUCGUGCUAAUUUCAAGACUUGUUCUAUAUAUGGAACCGCUGGUCACCUGAAAAUGCGGUGUAAUUUGUGCACUGAGGUUUUGUGCUGAAGACAACACGCCUGCAAGUUUUACUGUGACAUUCUGCUGGCUCGAUCGAAUACAUUUUCGGGCUGGCUGUCCAUACAAGCUAGAGUAGUGAAGAUUGCAGAUAUGAGGAGGCUGUGAGCUGAAGUAAGGUUCAGCAACGCUUGUAGCGUGUAGGAUGCGGCUAGUCUUACCUUAGUGGUGUUCUUGUGUUGUGAGUUCAUUUCAGAUUUCAUGCCAUUCUUUGUUGUUCCGACUUAGUCAUUUUUGGUAUAGGCCGCCAUAUAUCAUAGCUGCGUCUCAAGAUAAAGCUUUUGUGCCAUGUGAACGUUUAGUAAGACAUUGAAGCUCAAUUCAAGUCUUCAUAUGCCUUGAUAUGUAAACAAGCGUGUUAUAAUGAGCAGUCAAAUGCGGGGGAUUAUGUUUUACUUCCGCUGUUCGAAGCAAGUUUAAUAUUUUGCAGUUUUUCGAUAUACCGCGUGACGCGGAGCAUUGUUCACCGUUGAAUGCAUUUACAAGGACGUUUAACAUAGAAAUAUUUUAGUACAAGUACAUGCACAAUCAUAAUACCAUUUGGUUAUGGUGCUAACAACUGGUGUACUAAGUAGUUUGCAAAGUGCCUCAAAGGAGUUAGCAUUGUCUAACCAGUUUCUAGAGAGAAGAGGCGCAUUCUCAGUAUAAGCUCAUUCAAGGGGCAUUUAUCCACAGAAAAGGUUAGCGCGCAAAGAGACAGACGCAGGAUGAAGAAGAUGAAGGCACACCACAAGUGCUCUAAGCUUUUGCGCUGUUUGUGUUCUAAUUCCUUCUGUGAAUAUGCUAUGCCAACUAUCCCAGCUAGCCAUCUUGUUAUAAUUGCAUUCAUCACUUCAGCUAAGCAUUUUAGCGAAAUUCGCGGGACGUAGUGACAAGAAACAGUUACCUGUGAACAUUCCGGUGGCAUUCGUAGUGGUUACUAUAGCCCUAUAUGCAGUUGUAGAAUUACAGCGCACUUCGCGAUGAACACGUUAUACGGAAGACCGUGUUUUAAUGAAGCGUGACAUAUUUGUUUCCAUACAUAUCUUUAAUAAAUUGCUGCGGUUUUUCAAUGCAGUGUGUGAUAAGAAAAAAAAAAGCCUUUUUCUGACAUGUGAUGAUGCCUCGCGAUCACGUAUGAUGGUUCAGCCGAGGCAGUUUACCGAGCCAAUCGCACGGCAAUUGAAGCUCGUCAUCUACAUCACUGGCCUUUCAUAACCGCUAACCCACAUUGCAGUACAAUUCACACAUUCCAUUAGAUAUAGUCAAUUGUCGUCAAUGAUGAUGUGUCAUCGCAGUACAUGUAUAUUACAUGCGUAGUACUAUCUUCCUUUUAUUUCGUAGCUCAGAUGUCGAGUAUAUUCCUCUUGAAUGUAACGUAUUCAUUGAAUGAGUGGACGUAUAUUUUUAAGAGCCACGAUGUAUUUCGUCAUGUUAUUUUAGCGUAGCGGCAAAAUGCGAAAAUUUCAGAGCUCGCGGCCCCUGUUAGGCCAUGCUUGCCGUGUCUGCCAGGAAAAGAGCGUUCGUUUCCCGAAAACAGCUGCUUACGACGACUACUUCGUUCCACAAAACGCAAGCAUGUGACUUCGCGCAUAGUGGACACGGGUCACCAGACCAAGGUGCAAUCUGUGGCUCACAGGCAAAACCGAGAUGUGUCACUUGAGGCUCACAGGAAAAUUUCCUUGGCUAUUCACAGCUACAACAGCUAUGAUGAGUUUAUGCUAUAAUCAAGACCAGACUUGAACGAGAUAUUUAGGUCUUUUUUUUUCCCCGCAUGUAGCGAAGGAUGGAAGGUAAUAAUCAUCACGACGUUUUAUAACCAUGUUGACGUUGUUUUCUGGACUACAGGUUGUGCUUCCAGAUCUCAAUUUUUUACGACUGUACAUCAGAGCAUUCCGUUUUUGUAAACGUGUGGUCCGAUUAUUUGUGUGAAGUUCAUCCAUCUGCAGCUAUAGAGGUUUUUUUUUUUUUUAGGUUACAAGAUUCAUGCAUGUCUUUUUUUGAUGAGCUGCGUUUUUAUCAAUCAUCUCCUAAACAACCAAAUAGUAGCAACAAGUGACUUCAUUGCCUUAAACAGUUUGCAUGUGUCUAGAGGAAAGAGUGGCUUUUUGUGCAUUACAGAUUGAAAGUGUGUGAAGAGUUAUGUAACAGCAUGGAACUUCGUAAUAAAGCAUAACAUAUGUUC
This is a messenger RNA of Rhipicephalus sanguineus (brown dog tick), 8857 nucleotides long. It is a transcript of the gene axo, whose product is annotated as axotactin. Bases 388 to 5889 code for a protein of 1833 amino acids. NCBI's taxonomy places the organism in Eukaryota, Metazoa, Arthropoda, Arachnida, Ixodida, Ixodidae. The transcript has 35 exons. The record is from RefSeq and is a predicted model, not a curated record.